AAAUCUCUGCUAGGGUUUUAGCUUCACACAUGGAUAGAUAUCAGAAGGUUGAAAAACCGAAACCCGACUCCCCCAUAAACGAGAACGAGAUCCGUAUCACAACGCAAGGCGCUAUCAGAAACUACAUAACCUAUGCCGCUACUCUUCUUCAGGAGAAGCGUGCGAAGGAGAUUGUCUUGAAAGCAAUGGGGCAGGCAAUCAACAAGACGGUAGCCAUUGCUGAGAUUAUAAAGAAAAGAAUUCCUCGGUUGCAUCAAGAUACUGCCAUCAGCUCUGUUAGCAUAACUGAUGUAUGGGAACCCAUUGAAGAGGGUCUUGUUCCUGUGGAGAUGACUAGACAUGUCUCAAUGAUUUCAAUAACAUUAUCAGCUAGAGAACUAAACAAGAACUCUGCUGGGUACCAAGCUCCAUCUAAUGUGGAACCACCAAAGCCACAGUAUCGCUAUCAGUCUCAGCAACAACAGCAACCGCCCAGACAAGGGCAUAUUCCAUACAAUGCUGUUAAUGAAGAUUCGUAUGGUCGGGGCCGAGGCCGUGGUAGGGGGAGAGGGCGAGGUUUUGCUAGGGGUGGAUAUGGACGCUAUCAAGGUGAAAAUGAUGGGUAUUCAAACUGGGGCAGAGGUGGUGGGCGGGGCAGAGACUGGGGUUAUGGUGGAGCCGGAUAUGAAAGAGGCAGAGGUGGAGGGGGCAGAGGCUAUGGCCGGGGCCGUGGAAGGAUGGGUGGCCGAGCAAGGGUUGGUGGGUAUUAAGCAAUAGUCACGGGUUGAUGCUCUAUGUCUGCUUUAACUAAAUGCUUGCAUUGGCCAGAGGGGAAGAUUUAAUGGGAGUAAUACUUUUAAUAGCGUGAAAUGUAGCUUAUGAUCUCCGGCGUUGUUAAGCAGUGGUUUGGCGUUGUUUUUCUGAAAUGCAUAUGUAUGAAUGUGGGCAUGGUUGUUUUGUUGCAUUCGGCCAAGAGCAAGUAGGCAUUGUAUGAUUGCUGUAAUUUUAUGAAAAUAUAUGACAAAUAAGUUGAAAUGAUUGCA
Molecule: messenger RNA, 1022 nt
Organism: Mangifera indica (mango)
Lineage: Eukaryota; Viridiplantae; Streptophyta; Magnoliopsida; Sapindales; Anacardiaceae
Product: ribonuclease P protein subunit p25-like protein
Exons: 8
Coding region: 30-749 (239 amino acids)
Molecular function (GO): RNA binding
Source: RefSeq, a predicted model, not a curated record